GAGCCGGGUGGGGGGUGGGGUGUUGUUGCAGUUGGGUAGCGUUGGGUUCGCCCGUUGGGAAAGCGCCAGCAGGAACAGGGAAAGGAGUCGCGCGGGACCCGCCUCCACGCCUCAGGUAGUCCUCCUACGGCUGGCUUUGGAAAGUUUUGGGACUGAGGCGAGACUCGCGGCGGCUGGGAACGAAGGAGGCGGAGGGGAGUUCUUGCGGCGGCUCCAUUGUGAGCCUCUAGGGCUGCCUGGCUGGCUCUCGCUACUCCCCCGCCUCCUCUUCCCCCUUCCCAGCCGGGUAGUAGCGAGAGAGGGGAGUUUUGUUCGCUCUUUUCACAAGGAAGAAGACCCAAGUUUGGGCCGGAAUUGUUCGCAUUCCUGCCUGGCAGCGGAAAGUGGAGCCGAGCUACCGGAUGGCUUUGUGGAUAUGUGUGGACCAGCUGUGGAUUUAGUAUCCCGUUUUUCCAGGAACGGUCCUGCAGCGCUCUUUCUCUCAGUGUUGUUCUCUUUCUUCACAACUCAUUUCAAUGCUGUACGGAAGAAUAAGCUGGCCAGCUUCUAGACUCAUUCUUUUUGUAAUAGGCUUGUAAUCAAACAUUGGGGGGGGGGGGGCAACUGCUGUGGAUGUUCAUUCUCUCCCCUUCCCCCAUAACGGAGUGAAGGCACUUUCUUUUGACAAUGAUGAAAACUGAAGGUAAAGGAGAGAGAACUUUGAGAAGUGCUUCUCCACACAGAAAUGCCUAUAAAGCUGAUUUUCAUGCUAUUAAGUGCAGUUUUGAUUCAGUGAACACUGAUAAUGCGUCAAACAAAUCUGGUCCUCAACAAAAGCUGACCACCUCAUCCAAUGGAGGAGGUAAUGACCCACAUGUUCGCGGCAGAGCUGUCACCUAUGGUAACCGAGUACACAAGAUCAAAAACAUGUUCAUGCAGAUGGGUGGUUCUCCCACUCAACCUUGUGAGAGCAGCCCGCCUUCUGAGCCCAAAAUCAUCACCAAAACAGCUUUGGCUGACUCUGCACCUCCUUCUCCAAGUAGCCCAUCUUUCCUCUGUGUUCAGAAAAAUAACCUUUUCAAUUCUGGCUCCAUCCCCUGCACCAGUCCUCAGGAUGCUUUACCUGCCACUGCUUUUACUGAUAAAAUAAUCCGCAGCAAUGAUGAGGGAAAUCUAGACAAAGCUGCCCUAGCAGAGAAGUUUUCUGAGACCAGGAAACUUUUUGAAAGCAACAUAAAAAAGCGAGGCCCAUUAGACAGAUGUGCUCUCAGCAAAAAUGAAAGGACUGAAGACAGAGAAAGACAUGGCUCUGCUUCUUCUGACUGUAGUAAUGUGGUAGAUCACUUUAAUUUCAAUACUGAUGUGAACUCUCAAAGCACCAUAGACAAAACAGAGAAUCAGGGUAUCAGUGAGCACAAGCUGCAGCAAUCCAGUGGUAACUGUAGAUCCUCCUUUCUGAAUGCUGGACCUAUUUCUAGGAGAUUGGAGAGUUUCCUGGCAGACAGUGACAGUGAGGAGUCUAAAGACAAUUUGAAAAAUGAGGGUACACCAAACCCUGUCCAGACAGUGUUCUGCAAUUGGGAAUCACCAGUUGUUAGUGAAGACCAUUGCUUGAAGCAGAAUCAGCCUCUUGCUGCAUCUGCUUUCUUAAGUAACAGCAAUGUUAAUGAAAGGGAUGUGCUGAUUAGGACCACUGAGGAAUCAUCUAAGAAAGAGCAGGCAACUUCUGAAAGGGAUCAGCAGACUCCAACAAGCACUUCCACUAAAGUGGAUCGAGCCCCCAUAAAAAUCUCGCAGGUAGAACUAGUUAGAGCUGAACUGAUUGUAGUGCAGAAUAAAGCUUUAGAGGAUGAUCAUGAAAUAGUGGGGGAAGUUAAUGUCUUCCAGAAGGAAAAACCACUCCGGUUCCCAAGUUGGGAAGGGGAAGGAAGUGGUCUCAUAUUUGAGGAAAUUGAAGAAAAUGUCUGCAGAGAGGCCAGUCCGAAAGGAGUACAAGAGCUGAUAUCUCUGGAGGAGGUUCAGAGAGGAGAGCAGGGCCAUGUGGAACAAGUAGGUGACAGCGAAGAUGAGGAGGAAGGACAAGAAGUAGAACACAGAGAGAACUUUAGUGGAUUUUCUUCCAGUGCUUUUGGGAUAGAAAACGCAGCUUUUGAUGAUGAUAGAGAAGCGGAGGAAUAUACUCGGGGCCCUGGAGGAGGAGAAACGUUGACAGAGGAUGAAUACAACUGUGAUAGCGAUUAUGAGGAAUUUCCUGGACUUUCUGAGGAAGAAGAUCCUGUUCCAAAUAGGAGAGUCAAGUUCUCCACAUCGCCAAUCAAGGUCUUCAGUACCUAUUCAAAUGAAGACUAUGAUAGGCGUAAUGAAGAAGUUGACCCUGUGGCAGCAUCAGCAGAAUACGAACUUGAGAAACGGGUGGAGAAAAUGGAAGUUUUUCCUGUUGAAAUUGAAAAAGGUGACAGUGGCUUAGGUAUCAGUAUUAUUGGAAUGGGCGUUGGUGCGGAUCAGGGACUGGAAAAGCUGGGAAUUUUUGUAAAAACAAUAACUGAACGUGGAGCUGCUCAGAAAGAUGGUCGGAUCCAAGUAAAUGAUCAGAUCGUGGAGGUUGACGGUAUAAGUCUUGUAGGAGUAACUCAGUUUUUUGCAGCAACUGUACUAAAAAAUACAAAAGGCACAGUAAGGUUUCUGAUUGGGAGAGAGAAACCAGGAACUCAGAGUGAAGUAGCUCGCCUUAUUAGUGAGACAUUGGAACAGGAGAGAUGUUUGUAUGAGCAACCGUAUGCCCCUGAUGAUACAGAACAGGAUGAUGAUUAUGACGAUGAUGAAGACUCUUAUGAAUCGCACCUACGUGGAAAAUCUGUAGAAGUAUUUUACCUUUCUGAUAAUGAAGAUAUUAAUUUGCCAGUAGACAUGGAUUCUACACAGUUUCUGUUGAAGUUUAAAGAGUUACAACUAAAACAUGCAGUUACAGCAGCUGAAGUUAACCAACUUAAGGAAAAGUUAAAAGCAACAGAAGCUGAAAAGAUUGAAUGGGAGUUAAGUAAAUCCCAGCUCCAGGAAACGUUAGAUGAAAACAAAGAAAAAAUAAAGAAGUUGGAGACUUAUUGGUUAGAAGCCCAAAGUUUAUGUAAAACAGUAAAUGAGCAUCUUAAAGAAACUCAGGAACAAUAUGAUGUCCUGGAGAAAAAAUACAACAAGGCCAAGAAGUUACUCAAAGAGUAUCAACAGAAAGAAGUAGAACUCACAAAAAAAGAAGAGGAUCAUACAAAAAUUCUGGAAGAGAGAGACCAGGAGCAUGCAAAUCAGCUAAAAAUAUUGCAGGAUAAGAUUACAGAGCUUGAAGAUAAAUUAAAAAUAUAUCAGGGACUCCCUUAUAUGUUUGGAAGCAGCAUUUUAUUAGAGACUGCUACUCCAAGUCCUGACCAGGUCCUGACAGAACGUUUUGAAGUAAAAGAUGAUGUUCAGAAUAUCAACUCUUCAAUAGAGAAAUUAGAUUUUUCUGAUUUUGAUGCUUUUGUUGGGGAUACACCAAGGUUAGACACCAGUGUGCACAAAGCAAAAGCUCAGCUUGCCUUGAAAGUAAAACGUCAACCACCUUCUCGAUCAAAGCUAAAGGAAUCUCUUGGGACUGGACAGAAAGAUGUAAAUUCACAGGAGGAGGAGGAGGAGGAGGAAGAUACAAAGGAAAACAUCCAGAACAAGUCUUCAGAAGUGACAGAAAAACCAACUUCUUCAGAGCAGAAUGAUGCAGAACAAAGAGUUGAUAAGCAUAUGUGUGCUGAAAGCACUGAUAAUUUAUUAGAAUCAAGUCCAUCAGUUUCUUUGCACUCUUCUCCAGUAUAUAAAUCCAACAGAGAAAAUAGUCCUGUAACAACUCAGUGUGCGCCUAAUGAUGAUGAAGCCCCAAGUUCUCCUUCAGGAUACUGCAGAAAUGUUAAGCACCGGGAAUCAAAAGGCAAAGGAAGAGAGAACAAAGAUGACAAAAGAAAUGAAGAAAAGACUGAAUCGAAUGAAGGUGCUUCUGUAGCGAAGUCUAAAAGGCGUUUUCCAGAUUUUGGAGGCCUAAGAAAAUCUGGCGGUAAAGGCAAGAAGCAGGAAAAAGAAAAUACAAGGGGUUCUCUGGAUAGCCGGGGUUCUCGAGAAUUACUACAAGACUCUGUCAACAACUUAUCUGCAUCAGAUUCAGAUUCUCCUAUUCCCACUUGUAUGCCUUUCUCUUGGUUUGGAGACAGCCAUAAGGAGCAUAGUUCUAGUAGUACUCUGAGCUUUUCUCAAGGUGGGCAUGAGGUUGCCUUUGAACGGAGCCAAGAGAAGAGCAGAAGCAAGAGUAGAAUUGUCAUAGAUGAUUCAUACCAUAGCAAGCCAAGUUGUGAUCUGUCAGGGUUAGUGACAGAACCAAAUCUUUCAGGGCGUUCACACACUUUAACCUUCUCUUCAGAUGAGACUUUAGAUGAUGAACCAUCAACUGCAGGGAAACAAAAUCAAUGGCACAGUAGGCCCAUUUCUGAGUGGACAACGCAACAGGUAUGCCAUUGGCUAAUGGGCAUGAACAUGGAGCAAUACACCACAGAAUUCACAACCAAGAAUAUAGAUGGGCAACAGUUAAUGCUGCUUGACAGUGAUAAAUUGAAGGCUCUGGGAGUAUCCAGUCAGAAUGACCGAUCAACAAUAAAAAAGAAAAUUAAAGAUAUUAAAAAGGCACAAGAAAAACUGGAGAAACAAAAAGAAAGGUUUCAAAAGAAAGAGAAGGAAGUUCGGAGAAGUGGCAGAAUGGUUGCCACUGUAGAAUCAAGCUGCUAACAUGAUUUGAUGCCAUAUGCAACUACUUACACUGGUGUAGUCUCAAGGCCUAAAAUGGAACUGACCCAGUGGAAUGCUUCAUUUUUUUAUUUUAUCAUAGACUUUACUUCAGCUUAAAGAAGUGUAAUGAUUGUAUAUUACUGUAUAAUUAUUGAUGGGGCAGAGGGGAAAUAGUUUUUACAUUACAGGCUUUUUUACCCCCAAUUUCCAUUAUCUUUCCCCAUUUAUAUGAUUCAUUAAAUGAUUUUAAUAUUUAGAUUAUUACUAAUACUAAUGGAAAAUAAAUUAACCUUGUCUUAUGUAAUGUGUGUGUAUAUAUAUAUAUGUAUGUUUGGCUAUUCUAACUCCCUGAAGUGUCUAUUGAAAGUGGUAUGUACAGUUCAUGAAAAAUAGGAUGGGACACAGAUUACAGUAUGAUGUUGGGUGCUAUCUGGUAUAGAGACAAUAUCAGGUCAUUAUGUUCUGUUAGAGAUAGUUUGACACUAGUGUUGUAUAGAGAAAAAUUAAGUUUAAAAAAAGUAAUAGAAAAUUAAAUUAAUCAUAUUUCAGAUUUAAUGAAGUGUUUAAAAUCCUGUAUUUUCCAGAGUCCAUUUUAAAUUCAAAACUUAUUGUAGUAAUAUAAUUUGUGAGUUACAUUUUUACUUUAUUUUCUAAAAUAAGAUAACAUUAAAUUUAAGUUGUCUAGUAUGUUGGAGCAGGAUUUCAAAAUUUAUAGAUCAUUUUUUACACUUUUGUAUGUAAUACAGUUUUAUGUGAUGAGAUGAUUGUUACACAUGCAUUUUGCUUUCCUAGUCAAGACAUUUGAGGACCAAAAUUAUAUUUUUGCCAAUUUUUAAGUGCUAUUGGUCUUCCAGACUUAAAAUGAUACUAUGAUGGGAAUAGCCAGAAAAAGCAUCAAUGAAGUACUGGGUUUCUACAUUGUAUAUGUUUACAUUGUAGACUACACAAUGUCUUCCUUUCUAUGAGCUCGAUUUGAUUUCGAGAAUAGUGUAACACAGUUGUCAUAUGCUAGUAGAUAACACCGUGUGAUCUGUUGUAGAAAAAUAUACUUCAUUAAUUAGAGUGACACUUUUGAAAAAUUGAAUAAACUUCAUUCAGAAAAGAGCA
This is a messenger RNA of Hemicordylus capensis (graceful crag lizard), 5883 nucleotides long. Its product is annotated as neurabin-1-like. Gene Ontology annotation, molecular function: actin filament binding. The transcript is spliced from 19 exons. The record is from RefSeq and is a predicted model, not a curated record. Bases 667 to 4776 code for a protein of 1369 amino acids. Lineage: Eukaryota; Metazoa; Chordata; Lepidosauria; Squamata; Cordylidae. Gene Ontology annotation, biological process: neuron projection development; actin filament organization; calcium-mediated signaling. Gene Ontology annotation, cellular component: cytoplasm; postsynaptic density; actin cytoskeleton.